Fusarium redolens is the source of this 1044-nucleotide messenger RNA. RefSeq lists its product as uncharacterized. The record is from RefSeq and is a predicted model, not a curated record. The transcript is spliced from 3 exons. Lineage: Eukaryota; Fungi; Ascomycota; Sordariomycetes; Hypocreales; Nectriaceae. Gene Ontology annotation, molecular function: nucleotide binding. Bases 1 to 1044 code for a protein of 347 amino acids.
AUGAGCGGAAAGACAUUCAACGUUGGUGUCGUGGGAUAUGGCAUGUCUGCCAAAAUCUUUCACAUCCCCUUCCUCACUCAAACUCCCCAAUUCAAACUCCACGCAAUCGUCCAACGAUCUCCCAAAGAGGGUAACUCAGCGCCCGCUGACUAUCCUGAUAUCAAGCACUACACAGACUACAAAGAUCUCUUCGCCGACUCUGCAGUCGAUCUUGCUGCUCUCGAAUCUGGAAAGCAUGUCUUGACUGAGAAGCCUUUUGUUCCUACUUCUGCUGAGGCUGAUAAGCUUAUUGAGAUUGCCAAGAAGAACGGAAAGCUUCUUAUUGUUUAUCAGAACAGACGAUGGGAUGCUGACUUUGUUACCCUCAAGAAGAUUAUCUCCGAGGGAACACUUGGUCGCAUCAUUCAGUUCGAUAACCACUUUGAUCGUUAUCGUCUUGUGCCCUCAAAGAACUGGAAGCUAGACCUCCCCCUUUCCCAAGGCGGAAGUGCUCUUUACGACCUGGGAACUCAUCUCAUUGAUCAAGCUUACGUUCUCUUCGGCAAGCCCCAGUCCGUCCACGGCCGUCUCCUCUCUCAACGCGAGGGCAAGUUCGACUUUGAGAACCCAGACGGUGUUUCAGCAGAGUUAACCUACCCCGACGGUCUCCUCGUCAACAUCCGCAUCAGCGUUCUCAGUGCUGAACUCGAGCAGCCUCGCUUCUGGGUCCGUGGUACAAAGGGAAGUUUCCGCAAGCUCGGUCUCGACACACAAGAAGAUGCGCUCAAGGCUGGCGCGAAAGCCACUGAUGCGGACUUUGGAAAGGAAGAUCUAGCUCGGUAUAAGUUGGUUGUCGUUGAUGAUAAUGAGAAGGCUAAGGAGCAGACUAUUUCAUCUAUUGAGACACCUACUUACAAGGCUUUCUAUGCUCAGCUCGGUAAGGCUAUUGAGAGUGGAAAGGAGGAAGAUGUUCCUGUGAAGGCAACUGAGGCGAGGGAUGUUUUGCAGAUUAUUGAGGGUGUUUUUGAGAGUGCCAAGACAGGCAAGGAUGUCACUUUUGCUUAG